GCUCGGCGCGAGCCUCGAGCUGCGCGCCGCCCUGGGGAGGCUGCUCGCGCACGCAGCCGCGCACGACGCCCGGCGGGCGAUGCUCGCGGCGCUGCGGUGGUGGAGUUGGCAGAUCGCCUGGACGGGCGCCAACCUGGAGGCGUGCUUGCGGCUGGUGUGGGAGCGCCGGCAGGCCAAGGAGCAGCGCGAGGCCCUGCGCCGCCGUUCCGCGGGCAUGGGCGAGCAGGAACGCGCCGUGGCUGCGGCGGCCUUCGCGUCCUG
Prorocentrum cordatum is the source of this 261-nucleotide messenger RNA. The record is from the annotation of a GenBank genome assembly. NCBI's taxonomy places the organism in Eukaryota, Dinophyceae, Prorocentrales, Prorocentraceae.